AUGGCCGUCAAUCUGCGCACCAAGAUGCCCAAGGACAUGACACUUGUUGUGAGUGAUGUAUCUCAGGAUGCGAUAUCCAGAUUUCAAGAGCAGAUGAAAGACGUGGGGCCGGUGGUCGUCGCGGCGAACGGGCGCGAGGCCAUUCAGCAGGCUAACACGAUCAUCACGGUCCUGCCUAAUGACUCAGCCUGCGACAGUGUCUAUCUCGAUUCAUCAACAGGGAUCCUCGCUGGCGUCAAGCAAGCAGAUCCUUCCCAGGCCAAGAUCGCCAUGGAGUGCGGCACGAUGAGCCUCGAAAUCAUCAACAAGGUCCGGGACGCCUCGUCACAAUGCGGACUCACAUUCGUCGACAGCCCCAUCUCGGGUGGACCGCUAGGCGCCAGAGCGGGCACACUUACCAUCAUGGUCGGAUGCGACGAGACCGUCUUCCCAAAGAUCAAGCCACUGCUCGAGCACAUGGGCACUAGCGUGCGGCGGUGCGGCGACGUGGGGGCAGGUACCGCCUUCAAGACCAUCAAUAACUAUAUGUCCAUCAACAACGUCCUGAUCGCCAGCGAAGCUCUGAACAUCGGCGCCAAACUGGGCCUCAACAUGGAAGACCUGAUCGACACUGUCAACUCCAGCAGCGGCAUGAGCUGGAUCACCCUCAAGAACAACCCGGUGCCCGGCAUCACGCCCGGCGGCGCCGCGAGCAAUGGAUACAACGGCGGUUUCCGGAUAGAGCUGGGCCAGAAGGAUUUGACGUUGGGCGUGCAACUGGCCAAGAUGGUUGGCGCGAGACCCGUGCUUGCAAUCGAGACGCUGAAGACGUUGGACGAGGUUGCGAGUGACCCUAGAUAUGCUGGCAAGGACUUGCGCGUUGUGUAUAAGUGGCUGAACGAGCAGUAA
Cladophialophora psammophila CBS 110553 is the source of this 888-nucleotide messenger RNA. RefSeq lists its product as uncharacterized. Gene Ontology annotation, biological process: L-valine catabolic process. NCBI's taxonomy places the organism in Eukaryota, Fungi, Ascomycota, Eurotiomycetes, Chaetothyriales, Herpotrichiellaceae. The record is from RefSeq and is a predicted model, not a curated record. Gene Ontology annotation, cellular component: mitochondrion. Gene Ontology annotation, molecular function: 3-hydroxyisobutyrate dehydrogenase activity; NAD binding; NADP binding. The transcript is spliced from 2 exons. Bases 1 to 888 code for a protein of 295 amino acids.